Molecule: messenger RNA, 5141 nt
Organism: Porites lobata
Lineage: Eukaryota; Metazoa; Cnidaria; Anthozoa; Scleractinia; Poritidae
Source: the annotation of a GenBank genome assembly
GAAAAACGGAUGUAAAUAAAGUUCCAGUCAGCCAUGAGUUAUCCUAGUCAUUCCAGAACAUACAGAAAUUCGCAAGGAGCUGAUAUCCGACGGCAAGGAAUGAGAUCAGGAGGCUAUGAGUCGUACAACGAUGGAAGCGAAAUAUCGAAGGAACUGGAUCAAACUGGGCAACAAGCAAAUGACGAAACUUCAUCCAGACAGCAAAGGUAUUACGCUUAAUUUAAGCACAGGCUGAUGAUAUUUGUAUCUGAGAAACCUUUCUUCCUGUUCUCCCUGUAACUAAGAUCCGAAUUUCAAAGUGCCUUGCCGUGUAUGGCAGUCGAAAUUUUCUCGUAUCGGUGAUUGCAUAAAUACAAACGUCCAUAUUCCUCGUCUUCUUCCCCCAAUCGCUACCCUUUUUCGCAUAACCUACCCGAAAGCGAAGAAAAUUAGACUGCCGGACACCGAGUAUUUUGAAAAUUCUGUCUGGCUGAGAUGCCAGAUAUAAGCUUAUGAAUAACUGAAAAAAAAUUCGUUUUAUUUGUGCUCGUAGAAAUGUCGGCUUUACGAUGUUUAGACCAAACGAAAGGAAGAGGGCACAAAUGGAGCAAGGUAUUGAAAGUUAACUUUUAAAAAAGCCUUUGAAACCUUGAAAUAUUGAAGCUACGGAAGAUUCAGUUCCCAGCUUGGGGGUGGGGGCGGGGGUGAGGGCUGAAGAAAUGCACAAGCCAUGAUACUCUUAAAAAGAUGGCCUUCUUUGUAAAAUUUUAGAUAAUUCUUUAUCAUGUAAUAAUUUUACAUAAUUCUUCACUUAGUGGCCAAAAAGGAGAUGGAAGAAGCAGAUGCUCGCCGUGAAGCUAGACGAUUACAGUAUGUUCAUGAAAGACCCAGCAGAGUGGGUGGUGCUGGAAAUUAUCGUACGGCUGUAAUGCAGAAACAAAAGGCCGUCAAAGCUGCAAGUAGUGGACUGGAAAUGCAGGUGAAUUGUUUUGGUAAUCAGCUCCCAAUGUCCAACCAGUCAUUUAAAUUCAAGUUCAAAUUCAAUUUAUUUCACCCAAAUGACUAGUUCUAAGUUACAGUCUUUAUAGGGGCUGAUUUCCCUAAAAAAGGGAUCUUUGUGACACGCCCCGCUCCUACAUUUUCAAGAGUACCCUCUCUCCCCUCUCUCUAUCCUGCAAGCAAGCUCUGCACUCCCUGCAGGCAAAUACUUCAUGGCUGAAUGCCAGAUACACGACAAGCCCACAAUGCCUUGCAGCAAUGCCCUUGCAGCUUCACUGUUUAUUCAAGUAUUCUCACAUGACUUGCUUUACUCCCCUUUUAAAAUGGAGAGCUUGCUUGCCGGCUAGGUACUCCUGUCAAUUUAGCAUUGGGUUGUGCGGUAAAGAUUCAUAUUUUACAGGAAAAGAUCCCUGCUCCUUCCCCCCUCCUCCACCUGGAUCACUACUACCCUCUCAACAAAGAACUGUCUUAAACCUCCCAUUUUGGGAUUCAACACUGCUUAUUUACAUCCCUUUUCAGACCCUGUCCAAGUGACCACAGUUAAGUUUCACCUAUGGGUGAGAGUGUGUGUUUUCUCUCCAUUCCUGCUAAAAAUAACUGCUUUCUGUUGUAGAAAAAGCGUGAAAAGUGGCAAAGAGAAAAGAGAGAAGCUGAGGAGAGAGAAAACAGAGAAAGGAAAGCAAAAGCAAGAGAGCAGGUCAGUGUGUAAGGCAUUUUCCUGUUAUAAGGUGAUGCCUCUUGUUGCCCCAAACUUGAUUGCUGCCUAAAAGCGAGGCCCUGUUAGUAUAAAUUUCCGACAAGCGACGUGGCCUUGAAACAGCGACAUAGGACAGCCGAAAUGGCAAGAAACGACUCAAACACAGGUGAAACUGAUAUGGUGACAGAGAAAAGAGAAAUGGUUUAAUACUGACAGCAACAUGGCUUCAACCUCAAUACAUGAAACAACAGGUUUUGAAAUUCAGACUUGGGACAUACAUAAUCCCCAAGGAGAGCCGCAAAAGGUGAAAUCACUUUACUUCAUUAAAAAUUGAGCUUUAAGCCAAAAGAAAAGAAUGGCAAAUGAUUUUUUUAAAGAAACGGUCCAGAUAAGAACGAUAGCAACAACAGCAACGAACACGUUGGAAUGCAAAAAAGGUGGUUACUUUGCUGUUGUCUGUACUUAGUUCUGAUUGGCUUAAACAGCAAAAGUUAACAAAACUUCAUAAAGCAGUACACAUAUUCAUCCUUACUUUCCAGCCAUCUUCCAUAUAACAAAAUCUGGUCUCAGUUUAAAUAACAAAGAAAUCCUGUGUGGGGAACAUGUAAAAUUGUAAACUCUUCUUGGCUAUUGUUUUCAACUCUUGUGAUUGGUCAAAAUCUUUUUACACAAAAAAACAUCCUUAUUGCGUAAACGGCCUUCAUGUUGGUUUAUGCAUUCUCUGUGUAAAAAGGAGAACAUUCCUAUGUGGGGAAAGCACCAUUGCCGCAUAACAAAAGAAAUUCACGUUACCCGGAUCAUUACUUAAGUAACUGGUGGUUUUAUCCUGAUUGCUGGUUGUAAUGCUUAUGCCUGUGUCACCCUAGAUUUGUUAUUGUUUUCCUUCCAUUGACCUGGACGCAGUGGGGCAUCAAACUCUCAAAUAACAACAUCAUAAGCCAUAAGCACAUAACUUUGAUGAAAUAAAAUGUUCUUAUUUUCAAAGGCUGAAAGGAAUGAACUUCGCAGAGCUUUAAGGACCCAGGAAGCAGAUGAAAGACAUAAAGAGGCUCACAGACUGUAAUUUAGUCUUUUUUGCUUGUGUGUUUGUUUGUUGGUGACAAUUUAUUUGACAGUGAAACCUUAAAGUGAAACCCUUAUCAAAAGGGCACCUUGUAUAAGCUCACACAAGCAACAGUGAGUCCCAAACUUUUCUUCUCAUAUUUUCUGCUAAAAAUGACCGGUAUUAAGAGGAAUUGCCUCUAUUGAAUGAAAACUUGUUAUAAUCCUGUAGGAAACAGGUUACACCAUACUUUGACUUUGAGUUACUGCAGGCACAAACUCAGCCUGAGAAACCAGCCAACAUUUUGCAACCCUACUAGGGAGGUAGCCAGCUUCUCGACUACAAGGCUGUCAUCAAGAGGUGCGGACCAGGGAUUUCCCCCAGCUACUAUGAAUGCGGCCCUUGGCUACUUUCAUAGAAAAAUAGAAGAAAAGUAGAACCAAAAGAAACCCCUAGCUGUCUGAUUCCCCGCGUACUUGUUAUAUUUACCCGCCAACUUAAGUGACAACCCUGCGACUAGUUAUAGGCCUGGCUGACUUUCAUUUCCUCAUAUCCUGAAAAUUGCACGCCUGACUAGUAUGCACUGACCUCACCAACACUUUGAGCUCUUACACUUUUUAGCUCACCCUCAACAACGCAUAAUUUAUUACAAGCGGUAGAGUGAUCAAACCAAAAAUUUUGUAGGCCCGGGCCUACAGGUCUAUGGGCUGGCUAUGCCCCUGCCUAUAUAUUUUUUAGCAACUAAUAUAAUUUGCAGUCUGUCUACUUUGAACUGGUUUCUCCAUGAAAUGACAUUUAAGAAUAGAGGGCCAAAAUGCCAUACUUAUGACACAUCACUAUGCAGAUCUGGGUAGUGCUUCUGAAACACAUUUCUUAUGCAGCUUGACCCAGAUCUGGGAAGUGACAUGUCAUCAGUAUGGAAUUUCGGUGCUUGUUUCUCAGACAUCAUUUCACAGGGAAACUAUUGCAAAAACCUAGCAAACUGUCAGCUGUUUUGUCAGGCUAGCGCAAACCUCCAUGAAUUUUUUCCUUACAGGAAAAAUCAAGAUUUUCUUGACAGUUUGGAGCGAAGGGGGUGAUACAAUGGUGAGAAAAACACUUCUUAAAAAACUAUUUCAGUGAGGUGUUGGAAAGUCAGUUCUGAUUUUUUUUUCUAACAUGUCAUGCUGCUAAAAUAAUAAAAUUAUGUUUAUUUCCAUUUCCCUACACAGGUUACUGAAAAACUAAGCUGGAAGAAUAAAGUAGAAGAACUUUAUGCAAUUCCAAAUUUGUAACAAAAAGAAAUACAUAAAUACAUGUAAAAAGACCACAGCAGAUAUCGACGGAAAUCACAAAUAACAAAACUUUCUAGACUAUACUGUCAGUGUGUACUUUUUACAGUAGCUAAUGUUGGUUGUGUAGAUUUUUAAUAAUAAAUUAUUACAGUUGUGAAGGUUUUUCCUGGGCAUUAUAUUGAGAUUUCCACAGAAUGAUUUCUCCUGAAGAACAUCAGUUCAAAGCGAGUGAAGAAUCCACUUUAUGCAGUGAACGUCAUUAUAUGGGAGUCAUCACCUUGAAAACCACAAUUCUGUUGAGAAACAGAGAGUUUUAAGGUUACAAUCAACUGAGGAAAUUAUUACAUGUUUACAUUAAUACUUAACCUAUUAGUUUCUUAAAUCCUUUCUCUUUUUAAAAAAAAAAAAAAAAGUGAAAUUAUAAUGCUAAGUGAGACCACCCUGUACAAGAAGCUCCAGAAAACAGUUAGCUCCUUUAAUAGUACCAUGGGUAGAAUUCCUCUCAGAAUUAAGAUCCAAAAGGAUCCUAACCCAAAAUCCUCUAAAAUACUAUUCAUUCCUGUGUAAGAACCUAAAGGCAGGGCUGUCAGUAUCCUGCACCACAGAUUUAACUAAACUCUGGUUAAGUCCAUCUGCAAAAAUCCUUGUUCUAGGCUCUAGCUGUGUAUUGGGAUUUGAGGGCCUGUUAAAAAGCCAUAAUUUAUUGUCAGUUUGCCAAUCAGGUUGAAUGAAAAUUCGAAAAUCACCUCUGGUAAUUCAUUGAGUCCACUGAAGGCCCAGAACAAGGAUCUCAACACUGCUUUGCAGACUGGGGUUAAAUUUACAUCUGCAGUGCAGGCUGGGCUGUCAGUUAGAUUCCAAGUUGCCAGAUAAUUGCAAUUAUUAGGCAGAGAAUUUAACAGUUAGGAAGUUCUUAGGUUCUAUGAAAGUGUCUGGGUGUCAGGCUCAUAGUAGCUGGGGGAAUCUUGGCACUUGCCUUUGGUGACAGCCCCAUGUAGGACAGUUCACUCAGGUUCAAAGAUAUCAAACUUUAUACAAUCCAUUUUGAACCUCUACAAUAUGAACACCACUGUAUUCUGUAAAGAAAACAUAUGGCUCAACACCUUUGGUGUCUCUAUAUAGGAAGUUUGACUGUAAAUACUGCUAUUUG